Oryzias latipes (Japanese medaka) is the source of this 3933-nucleotide messenger RNA. NCBI's taxonomy places the organism in Eukaryota, Metazoa, Chordata, Actinopteri, Beloniformes, Adrianichthyidae. The record is from RefSeq and is a predicted model, not a curated record.
UCUCAUUUUUGAAGACAGAGACAGUUGUGAGCCGGUAUCAUAAACAUGUGUUCCUGUUCCAGCUAGACGGAACAUAAAAAUGAUCUGCACUCUUAGAGCCCCAAAGUCCUUGAGCUCAGACGCUCCAUUACUAUUUAUGACAGAAAUGGCAAACCAAAACAUAAUGUUGGUUUUUGAACCCACAGCGGCCGAGUCAGCAGCUUCUAGACACGAACGGGGCUCCGUUCACCAAUAUGCCAAGUAGCUGGUAUUUAUUAGCGGGCUGCUUGUGAGACGUUUGGUAAGCGCUCAUAAACUGCAGCUUUAGCUGCAGUAAAUUUCCUUUACUCCAACAGUUUCAGUGUUUGAGCGCGGCCCUUUGGGUUCCUCUGUCGCUUUAUUUUACUGCUGAAUGGGUGUCAAAGAGGGGGUCCACGGUUCAUUUUUGACGGGAGCGUGACUAAACAUGUGGGCCGACAGCCACAUCAUGCUAGAAGACACCUUGUGUGGAGUCCUGGAUAAUGAAACGCUUCCUUUAACAGCUCCGCCACCUUGGCAUCACCCAUUAUUAUGAUUAAUAGCGCCUACCUCACUGCAGAUAAUUGCAGCUAUUUGUAUAUUUCCUUACAUGUGUGGCUGUUGAUUUACUAAUCUGUGAUGUGGCGGUGGGCUUAGGAUGCAUCAUGAAAAAUGACGGGACCCAUCUGAGGCGGCGUUGUGAGACCGGGUUACGGUUAAGGUCGUAGGAGGAACUAGCUGUUGGGAGUUGGCGCCGUCCGCGUAGUCCACGGGAACGACCGAGCCGCUCGGAUGCUUUCCGACAAAGACGACGGACGGCGGGGGCUCCUCCAGUUUGGUGGAGGGCUCGGGCCUCUGCUUGAUUUAUCCCAACAGCUCCUGUUAACGGCUGCAUUUAGUGCAGCCGCAUAGAAAAGCCAUCUUCCCCUCCGCCCUGUCAUCGUCAUGCCAUUUGUUUAUGAAUCACGGCUCGCUCCUAAUGGCCCGUUUGGCGGGAUGUGAUCCGUCUUGUGAAUAGCCUGCUUUUACACGCACCCCCCCCUGCUUCACGAUUUAUUUAAAAAAGCAGUGAUCGACUUUGAAACCGCUGCAUUAUAGCGUAGGUGUGUUUUCUGAUGGGCAGCAGUAAAGACACGAUUACAGAAACGCAUCCAGCUGUACAGCUGUCCAUCACUAUAACAAGGUCUACCUUUUUAAUCUCUGCGGUAAAGUACGCUUUUCUUUUUAGUGAUUAUGUGUGAUAAAUAAAUCAUGACCUGUAAUCAAUUCAUCUGAUUAUUCUAUUCUUAAUCAAACCUAACAAUUGCUGUGAAAAGUCUCAUUUUGAGGUAUUUUCAUUUAAAUUUGUGACCUUGCAGUAAAAGAUCGGAAAACAACUAAAAAGGUGGCUUGAUCAAGUUUUCCUAGUACAGCAGACUUCCUACCUUUACAUUUACACCAGCAAAGGGGAUUUCUUUUCAAUCCAGAACUACAAAAUCCCACAUUGAUGAUGUCACAGUAGCGAUGCAGCGUGGGAAGUGUACACAGACACUAAGACCUGCACUUAAUGUGAAACGUGUUUUGUGCUGAGCUUACAAAAAACGCUCAAGUGAGUAAAUAGUUGGACCUUUGUUUUCAUAUUUCAGAACACGACAAUAGUUAUAGACUAAAACUGAGACAAGUGCAAUUUCUAAAAAAGUGUUAAUUUGUCCGUAAUUAAUCGGGAAUUAAUGCAAUCAUUUGGCAGAUUUAUCAGUAAAUCCACUCUGUCCAGAAUGCGUUCAGUUUAAAAAUCUUCAUUAGCAGAUCUUUUUUUUUAUUCUUUAAUUCUCAACAUUUAUACCCAACAGAGGUUUUAGGUUAAAGUUUAACCUUGCCUCUGAGUUGUGGGCAGAACCGCUGGUGCAGAGCAACCACGCCCGCCGAGGCAAACGAGGAGGGCCCGGAGGCCGUGCUGUCCAUCGAGACAGGUCUAGGGGACCAGGCAGAGUCUGAACUGGCGGGGAGUCAGGCGGGUCAGGGGCCUGUGGGGAAUGAGGCCUGCAUUGGGUCAGGACUAGCGUAGCAAAGUCGGGGUGAACCAGCGAACAGGCCAGUCAUCGGGUACUGGCAGUUCCAGCUGGCCGUUGAGGCGUCAGCCAAGGCCCAGGCGGGAACAGGAACAGAGGCGUCCACCGAGUCAUGGGCUGAGAGUGCAGGCGAGUCUGCGGCAGGCGUGGCAGAGUCGGAGUGCAACGGGAGGUAGGGCCAGUGGUCAGUCACCCGCACAUGGACCAGUUGUUGGACGGAUCGGGCUAAAGUGCGUCCCGGACCACCACUGGUACAUAUACGGGCUGGGUGCUUCCGGGACCACCACUGGUACAUAUACGGGCUGGGUGCUUCCGGGACCACCACUGGAACAGAGACGGGCUGGGGUGUGUCCAAGACCGCCACCUGAAAAGGGUCGGGCUGGGGUAUAUCCAGGAACACCAAUGGAACAGAGUCGGACUGCUGUGCAUCCGGGACCACCACUGGAACAGAGGCGAGCUGGGGUGCGUCCGGAACUACCACCGGAACAGAGUUGGGCUAGGGUGCGUCCGAGAACACCACCAGAACAGAGUCAGGCUGAGGUGCAUCCGAGACCACCACUGGAACAGAGACAGGCUGAGGUACGUCCGGAACUACCAACGGUACAGAGGCAGGCUGGGUUCCAUCCGGGACCACCACCGGAACAGAGGCGGGCCGGGUUGCGUCCGGGACCACCACAGGAACAGAGUUGGGCUAGGGUGCGUCCGAGACCACCACCAGAACAGAGUCAGGCUGAGGUACGUCCGGAACCACCAACGGUACAGAGGCGGGCUGGGAUGUGUCCGGAACCACCAACGGUACAGAGGCGGGCUGGGAUGUGUCUGGGACCACCACAGGAACAGAGUUGGGCUAGGGUGCGUCCGAGAACACCACCAGAACAGAGUCAGGCUGAGGUGCAUCCGAGACCACCACUGGAACAGAGACAGGCUGAGGUACGUCCGGAACUACCAACGGUACAGAGGCAGGCUGGGUUCCAUCCGGGACCACCACCGGAACAGAGGCGGGCCGGGUUGCGUCCGGGACCACCACAGGAACAGAGUUGGGCUAGGGUGCGUCCGAGACCACCACCAGAACAGAGUCAGGCUGAGGUACGUCCGGAACCACCAACGGUACAGAGGCGGGCUGGGAUGUGUCCGGAACCACCAACGGUACAGAGGCGGGCUGGGAUGUGUCUGGGACCACCACAGGAACAGAGUUGGGCUAGGGUGCGUCCGAGACCACCACCAGAACAGAGUCAGGCUGAGGUACGUCCGGAACCACCAACGGUACAGAGGCGGGCUGGGAUGUGUCCGGAACCACCAACGGUACAGAGGCGGGCUGGGAUGUGUCCGGGACCACCACCGGAACAGAGUUGGGCUGCGGUUUAUCAGAGACCACAUCACAAGAGUCUGGCUGGGUGCAUCCGGGACCACCACCAGAACAGAGAUGGGCUGGAUGUCAUCUAUUAUUAUUAUUAUUAUUAUUAUUAUUAUUAUUAUGAGUGUUUUGUUUUUUUUAUUCUUGCAAUAAACAAACAGACGAUUGUGUAUCAAAUUAGAUGUCUUUCAUUUGUUAUUCUCUGGAUGACUAAUAACUGUUUUCCUGCAUAAACCUGCAUUUGUCAAGUUUGUCAGCUACUGUAAUUUCCCUGAAGAAUCAGAAAAUGUAACACCUAUAAACAUGCAUAAACAUCGUCCACAGACAGGAACAACUCCACAAUCCCCUCUGACAUUUGAUGUCUGUAGCACACAGGCCGUUGGCUGCUCCUCGACAGCAUCAUAUGAGCCGUUCAGACAGUCAUUGGCCGUGGCAGAGGCCGCAAUAUCAGGGAUUGACUGGUACAUUUGCUGCAACAUGACCUGAACCCUUUUACAGAACAUGUGGCACUCUGGUUAGAGGAAAUGUCAUGUG